AUGGGGGUCCUGUUUAUGCUCAGGGUGGCUGUGGGCAUAUGCUCUGCCACUUUCAGUGCCUCUGCCUGGUCAGUGAACAAUUUCCUGAUAACAGGUCCCAAGGCCUAUCUGACCUACACUACCAGUGUGGCCCUGGGUGCCCAGAGUGGCAUUGAAGAGUGUAAGUUCCAAUUUGCUUGGGAACGCUGGAACUGCCCUGAAAAUGCUCUCCAGCUCUCUACUCACAACAGGCUAAGAGGUGCCACCAGGGAGACUUCAUUCAUUCAUGCUAUCAGCUCUGCGGGAGUCAUGCACACCAUCACCAAGAACUGUAGCAUGGGCGACUUUGAAAGCUGUGGCUGUGAUGAGUCAAAAAAUGGAAAAACAGGAGGCCAUGGCUGGAUCUGGGGAGGCUGCAGCGACAAUGUGGAAUUUGGGGAAAGGAUCUCCAAACUCUUUGUGGACAGCCUGGAGAAGGGAAAGGAUGCCAGAGCCCUGAUGAAUCUUCACAACAACAGGGCAGGCAGGCUGGCAGUAAGAGCCACAAUGAAAAGGACCUGCAAAUGCCACGGCAUCUCGGGGAGCUGCAGCAUCCAGACAUGCUGGAUGCAGCUGGCUGACUUCCGGGAGAUAGGAGACUUCCUAAAGGCCAAGUAUGACCAAGCACUGAAAAUUGAAAUGGUUAAGCGCCAGCUAAGAGCUGGGAACAGUGCUGAGGGCCACUGGACACCCAGAGAAGCCUUCCUUCCUAGUGCAGAGGCUGAGCUGAUCUUUUUAGAGGAAUCACCAGAUUACUGUAUCCGCAAUUCCAGUCUGGGCAUCUAUGGCACAGAGGGUCGGGAAUGUUUGCAGAACAGCCACAACACAUCCAGGUGGGACCGACACAGCUGCAGGCGCCUGUGCACUGAGUGUGGCCUGCAGGUGGAAGGGAGGAGAACUGAGGCCAUCAGCAGCUGUAACUGCAAAUUCCAGUGGUGCUGUAUAGUCAAGUGUGACCAGUGUAAGCAUGUGGUGAACAAAUACUAUUGCACACGCUCCCUAGGCAGUGCUUGGUCUCGAGGCAAGGGCAGCACAUGA
This is a messenger RNA of Pipistrellus nathusii (Nathusius's pipistrelle), 1056 nucleotides long. The record is from the annotation of a GenBank genome assembly. Lineage: Eukaryota; Metazoa; Chordata; Mammalia; Chiroptera; Vespertilionidae.